Messenger RNA from Stylophora pistillata, 1198 nucleotides. RefSeq names its product protein HEXIM1. Gene Ontology annotation, molecular function: 7SK snRNA binding; cyclin-dependent protein serine/threonine kinase inhibitor activity. Gene Ontology annotation, biological process: negative regulation of cyclin-dependent protein serine/threonine kinase activity; negative regulation of transcription by RNA polymerase II. Gene Ontology annotation, cellular component: nucleoplasm; cytoplasm; nucleus. The record is from RefSeq and is a predicted model, not a curated record. NCBI's taxonomy places the organism in Eukaryota, Metazoa, Cnidaria, Anthozoa, Scleractinia, Pocilloporidae.
AGAUUUAAAUGACCGAAAAACUUAAUUCUUCUUCGUCCGCUCCGAUCGACGAUUGUCGGAGGAAUAUGGAGCAAGAUGGGAGCGAUGGAGAUGAUGAACGGACUAGCGGACAGAGUGGAGGCGAAGCUGGCGACGUGGAGUCCUUUACGGACAAAAAAGACGUUCAAACUAGUGAAAACUGCGCCUCUGCCUCAACAGCCUCUCAAUCGGUCUCUGAAUGGAAACCUUUGCCCAUUCGCAAGAAACACCGCCGCGGGUCAAGGCGAAAUAAUAACAAACCUGGAAAGAGAUAUGUACCCUACUCAAAACUUUCUUGGGAGGAGAAAAAACAGAGAGACGAGAGGGAUACUAAAAGAGCAUUUAAAUUUCGAGAACAGUAUAUUAACGCUAAAGGGCGACCGACUGCUCCGUACAAUACUACACAGUACUUAAUGGCAGAACACGAUCUAGAAGAACCAGAUUUAGGAACACACUCUCAUAUGCAGUCCGAUGGCGAGGAGGGAACCCCUCUGCGGAAAAGGGCUCCGUCUAACUCGUGUGACGAUUCAGAUUUUGACGACGAUUACAACGAAUCGCCCGAAGACGAGAUAUAUGAACAGAAGUUUUUCGAGAAAGAUUUCACGGAGGCGUAUGAGCAAGUUCAUGUGGAAAACUUGCAUUCAAUGAGCAAAAGCGAACUUGUACGCGAAUUUAUGCUUCUAGAAGAACGCAUAGAAAACAUGGAAAUUAAACUUAAAGAAGCGGGAGGUAUAGGAAGUGUAUUUACAAGACAGACUUCAGCGGAAGAACUUUCAGGGGCUUUAAACGGCGAUCACAGUCUGGACGUGGACGAGGACUCUAAACCGAGGGACGAUAUAUUGCUAGCUGAAUUGAAUAGACUUCGCCAGGAAAAUGAGCGCUUGCAGGUAGAAAACGAAGAAAUGAGGAAAAUUUAUCGUAAAUCUAACGAGACUAAUGUGUUAUGACGUUUUCGAGCAGUCAUCUGCUGAAGACGCUGUAGUUGAGUUAAAGUUUCAGAUCGGGCGCUACGAGGAAUUCUGUGAGUGGUCAAAAACGUACACUAUAAAAGGAAAAAUCACUGGUUUGCUCAAAAUGUAACUUAGGUACUAUCAGAAUUUCAAUGAUAAAGCGCGGUAAAAUUUUGUUAAUAUAUAAACUAAACCUGUUAGUUUUAAAAUAAAAUAUUGGUGUGCAGUGA